UUGGUUUUGGGUGAGACUUUGUGUUGCCAUGCUGUUUCUAAUAAAGUGAGCGGAGUGGAAGUGAAUGCAGAAGUUUUUGGUAUCACAUACACACCAGCUUCUCCGCCUCCUCUCCAGCCCCACCCGAGUGUGGCAAUGACUUCUCCUGCUGCUGCUGCUGCCGCCACUGCCGCUUCUCUCAAGUCUCAACCUGAAGGAAACUUCAUGAAGCGACUUUGAGAAAUAAAAGGAGAAUGCGCGGCGGGGGGAGAAGAAUUUACCAAGCACUGUGGCUCCUCGUAACAUUGUAAAGUUGUUGUUGUUUCGCUGCAACAAGGACCAUGAGCGACAACGACAUUUUGGAGAUGGAUUCUGUGUCCGAGACAGAAGAGAUGGAGGCUGAACUGGGCAUGAUAGAAGAGGACAUGGUUUAUCCUGAGGAGUUUUUACCAACAUAUCAUUCCAUAAAGGAAGGAACGAAUGUAACCAAAACACGACAGGCAGAGUUCAACGACAAGCCCGAGUCCUUGUUCUUCAAUGACGGCGUGAGGAGGAUCGAUUUCAUCCUGGUCUACGAGGAUGAAGACAAGAAGGAGUUUGACAAGAGGCACACGUUCCAGAGACGAAAGAGACGGCGAGAAUACUUUGAGGCCAGCUUGAUGAAGAUGGGAAUGGAGCUGGAGGCCACAAAAUCUGUCAUAGAUGCGAAAUUGAUGUUCGUCAAGAUCCACAUGCCGUGGGACGUGCUGUGCACCUACGCCGAGGUCCUGCACAUCAAGCUCCCCAUCCAGCCCAAUGACCUGGCGUCGCGCCCCUCGCCGUGGCGCUUCUUCACCUUCAUCACAAAGCACUUUUACCCCAGUGAGGAGCUGAUCGGCAAGGAGGCCGAGUUCUUCACCGCCCCCUUCGAGAAAGACCACCUGGAGUUGUUCCACAUCAAGGACAAAGAUAACUUCUUCACUCCGUCCAUGAGGAGCAGGAUGGCAUAUUACAUCCUGAGUCGUGCCCCUUAUGAAAUAAGAGGGAGCGUGAAGAAGUUUGGCAUCACUAAACUGCUGGAUGGUGGAGUUUACAAAGCUGCCUAUCCCCUCCAUGACGGCAGGUUCAACGUCAUGUCCACAGAACCGGGCUCCCUCAACGAGAGAUUUCUGCUCUAUAAUGAAUGGGCUCAUCCCAAAAGCUUCUAUAAGAUGCAGCCACUCGACCUAAUAAGGAAGUAUUAUGGAGAGAAGAUUGGUAUUUACUUUGCCUGGUUGGGUUUCUACACUGUAAUGCUCGCUCUGGCUGCUGUUGUGGGCCUGGGUUGCUUCAUUUAUGGGUUCAAGACUCAAGAAACCAGCACCUGGAGCAAAGAAGUGUGCGACCCUGACAUUGGAGGAAACAUAGUGAUGUGUCCUCAGUGUGACAAGUUCUGCAAUUACUGGAGGUUGAACUCCACAUGUGAGGCGUCAAAAAAACUUUGCAUAUUUGAUAACUUUGGAACGCUGGUGUUCGCAGUUUUCAUGUCUAUCUGGGUGACGUUGUUCCUGGAGUUUUGGAAGCGUUACCAGGCAGAGCUGGAGUACGAGUGGGACACAGUGGAGUUUCUGGAGCAGGAGCAGCCGCCUCGUCCAGAGUACGAGGCCAAAUGUAUCUAUGAGAGGAAAAAUCCCAUCACAGGGGUGAAAGAAAAAGUUCCUUACACAACCUGUGGACGAUGUGUCAGGGUGUCGAUUGGAAUAGGGACCGUCCUGUUCUGGAUUCUCUUGAUUCUGGCAUCCAUCGUGGCCAUCAUUGUCUAUCGCCUGGCCGUCUUCUUUUCCUUCUCAACUCGAUUCAGGAAUCAGGAGCUGAAGGAGCUGGAGCCGCUGAAGGAGUACGUGACGCCGCAGAUGGCCACCGCCGUCACCGCGUCGCUCAUCAGCUUUGUCGUGAUCAUGAUCCUCAACAUGCUUUAUGAGCGCGUCGCCAUCUGGAUCACUGACUUUGAACUCCCGCGGACUAAGACGGACUACGAGAACAGCUUAACCCUGAAGAUGUUCCUCUUUCAGUUUGUAAACUAUUACUCCUCGUGCUUCUACAUCGCCUUCGCUAAAGGGAAAGCAGUCAGUUAUCCAGGGCAGCCCGUUUACCUCUUGGGGAAGUACAGGAACGAGGAGUGUGAUCCCGGUGGUUGUCUGAUCGAGCUGACGACUCAGCUGUCUAUCAUCAUGGGGGGGAAAGCCAUCUGGAACAACAUCCAGGAAGUCUUGCUGCCGUGGGUGAAGAAUUUGAUUUCCCGCUAUUGCACCCGCGUGGCGUCCGAGAAGGUGAUCCCUCGCUGGGAGCAGGACUAUCAGCUGCAGCCCGUUUCAAAACUGGGCCUGUUCUACGAAUAUCUUGAAAUGGUCAUCCAGUUUGGCUUUGUGACCUUGUUCGUGGCCUCCUUCCCGCUAGCUCCAGUCCUCGCGCUGGUCAACAACCUGUUUGAGAUCCGGGUGGAUGCUUGGAAAAUCACCACUCAGUUUCGUCGCGUCCAGCCAGAGAAGGCUCAGGAUAUCGGGGCCUGGCAGCCCAUUCUUCAGGGCAUCGCCAUCUUGGCUGUUGCCACAAAUGCCAUGAUCAUUGCUUUUACAUCAGACAUGAUCCCACGGCUGGUCUACUACUGGUCAUUCUCCGUGUACCCGUAUGGAGAGCACUACAAUAACACCAUGGAGGGCUACAUCAACAGCUCGCUGUCCAUAUUCAGAACCAGUGAUUUCUCCAACUACAGCAGGCCCCUCAUGGAAAGUGCCCCGUCCAUCACAUCCUGCAGGUAUCGAGAUUUCCGUUAUCCUCCAGGACAUCCCAGACAGUAUGAACACAACGUCUACUACUGGCACGUGGUCGCGGCAAAAAUGGCUUUUAUAAUUGUUUUAGAGCACAUCGUUUACCUCACCAAGUUCAUCCUCUCCUACGUGAUCCCGGAUGUCCCGUACGCCGUCAAAGAGCAGAUCAAGCGAGAGAAGUACCUGACCCAGGUUAUACUCCACGAGACCAACCUCAAGCUGGUGACCAAACGCUUGAAACCGGCCGACGACGGCACUCGCAAACGGACAGAAUUGAAAGAUGGGAAAGAAGAACUGGAGCUUGAUUUCUGACAUGACUUCGCGUGACGUCUGUUAAAAUACUGACAAAGCCCCAGUGACAAACUGAACUUCAUUAUGGUAAAUAAAUGUGGAGAUAACGAUAGGACAGAAGAAAAAAUUGAAUGGAGAAACCACUGCUGACUCAUCCCUAAAACCUUGUCCUCAUGCUGUGCACUCCCUCGGUGUGUUUGGCUCAUGUCAAGCCAAUUUCACCCAUGGCACUUGUGAUGUCUGGAAUGUGUUUAAAGCUUAAACAGUGUGGUUGAAAGCUCGGGAAAAGGCAUGUAAGUAGCCUUUCUGUUGGGAUUUUUCUUUUUUUUCUGGAAAAAAAUUUGUUCAUUAAAUCCAAAACAUUCACAAAAAUAUGCAGUAUCUCUGGAAUAUGAGGCCUUAGCACUGACACCCCUGGUGUCUUAAUCCGUCCUUUCUCCAAUUUUCACCCAGUUGCCCUAAAAUAUCAGUAUUAAUCUUUACAAAAUUUAGUAUGUUAAACCUUUGUUAUGUUAAAAAUGUACCUUUUUUUUACACUCCCACCCCUGUAACUUGUGUAAAAUAGUAAUCUGUCAAGACAACUCAAAGAGCCCCAUCUUGGCAAUCCUGGCACAAAGCUACAACAAAGAAAAUGUUGCUGGAAACGGAUGCACAUAUCCUUUUUUCCUGCACACACAUCCUUGAAUGGCACAUCACACCAUGGGCACUGAUGAGUGUGUUGGUCUUAAAAAUGGGGUGUGGUGAGGAGCAUUGUUGGGGCCAUUGUUAUUGUGUUGCAGUGGGAAAUCAUUGUGCUUUUUUUCCUCAGCAGUGAAAUGUCCUGGCCAAUAUCAAGACACUAGAUUACUAAUACAUGUAAGUAGGUUUUAUCACUUUUGCAAAAUGCAAAUGCAGUUCAGUUUCGCCAGUUUCGGACAGAGAAAUGUGAAAAGAGGAAGACCAAGGUCACUGCAGGCUCUACCAAAUGAGCUAUCCAUGGCCCUAGUCUGCAUUUUCAGUGGUUGAGUUGAUGUAAGUGAAGUCCACUGUUAUGUUAUUAUUGUUGCACUUCCAGUCCUGUGUAAGGAUGAACCAUCUGGGGAAAAGAACUAAUUGUGAUUUUUGUGAUCAUGAUUUUAAUUGUGGUAUAAUUAUUUUUAGGUCAACUUCUAGUUCAAUUAUGUACAAAAUGUGAUGGAGCCUAUGUGAUACUAUCAAAAUAUUGACUAUUAUAGUCUAGUUUUAAGAAGGAGAACUUGUAUAUUACAUUUUAUGUAAUUGGCAUAAAACAAAGAACAAUCAAACAUAAAAACAAUUACAUUGCAACCACUGAUUUGUUUAUUGCCUUGUUUCAAAUUGCAAUUUCGUUAUUGUCUUUUUUUUUUUAAACGAUAAAUUGUUCCGUCCAAGUCCUGUGCCACUGACCACUACUCUUUACAUCCUGUGAUACAGUACUUUGGUGGCAUGUCGUGACGUUUACAUGCUACUGCUACCUCUUAGGAACAAGAGUGUUAAAGUACAUUUUACAUUGAAUAGUUUCCGCACACGUUUGUGCUGAUUUAUAAUCAUGUGUGUUAUUCAUAACUUAAUCUCAGAACGGUGUAGAUUGACAAGCACAUCGUGAUGAGAACUAUCGCCUCUACUUCAGCAUCGUUCUAAACCUCGACAGUCUUGUGAAUUGUCAUUGUUUUGUCUAUUUUUAGCUUGAACUGGUCAAGCAAAGUUUGCCCUGCUUGUUGUGACGACAUGCCACUGCAGGAAUUUACUCUUCUCCUGUGUCAUUGCUGAUCUCUAAGAUCAAAACCACUGUUGUAUUAUUCCGUGGCCUUUUGAUUUUGAACAACUGUCUGUACUACAAGAAAGACGUGUAUGUAAGCAGUAUACCAGUAUGCCAUAUGUCUGCUUUUAUUUUGUUGUAUUUUACAGUGUCAUUAAAUUGUUUUUAUAAAAAAAA
This is a messenger RNA of Solea solea (common sole), 4989 nucleotides long. It is a transcript of the gene ano6, whose product is annotated as anoctamin 6. Gene Ontology annotation, biological process: calcium activated phosphatidylserine scrambling; chloride transmembrane transport; calcium activated phosphatidylcholine scrambling. The coding region runs from base 321 to 3077 and encodes 918 amino acids. Gene Ontology annotation, molecular function: protein dimerization activity; chloride channel activity. The transcript is spliced from 20 exons. The record is from RefSeq and is a predicted model, not a curated record. Gene Ontology annotation, cellular component: plasma membrane. NCBI's taxonomy places the organism in Eukaryota, Metazoa, Chordata, Actinopteri, Pleuronectiformes, Soleidae.